ACAUUAGCCGAAUCCAGUUUUGAAAGUUGAGAAAAUCAGGGCCGUUGAUUGGCUUAUGUAUUAGACAUUAUAUCAAUAUAAUAGCUCGGCGGCUUAAUUCUGUGGCAAUUUUUCUCUCGUAGAACAAGGUCCAAAAUAUACAAUCUGGCUAGAGAGAGGGCAGCGUCUCUUAUGCAUGUUUUGGUUUGGGUUCUCCUAGUUGGCAAAGAUUUUCUUUCACUCUGGCCGCUGCAAUAAAGUCAAACUCUUCUCGCACCUCGAAGAGGGUGUGGGGUAGUUCAACUAAAGGAGCGACUUUGGUUUGUUUUUUGAGAAAAUCGAGAUCAUCACACAUUUGGAGAUUGUGUCGUAUUUCUGAGGGUUUAUCAUUUGAUUAUGGCUAAGGCCAUCCCUGGCUGAGUCCCAGAUGCUUGAUGGUAGUUUAUCACUGUAUCAUAACAAAUUCAGGCUUCUGGAAAUUAUUGAAUGAAAUAAUCCAGUUUGUCAGUAAUAGGUUUUCAUAUAAGAUAAAGCAUGCCAAGUGUGGAUGUAGUUCCCUUCAGUUUAACAGCAACGGUUUAGGCGUUCAUAUAAGAUAAAGCAGGCCGAGUGUGGAUGUAGUUCCGUUCAAUUUAACCACAAUGGUUAGGUUUUCAUGUUUCAACGCUCCCAUUCAUAUCCACAAAUCAAAGAAAACUGUUCAACCUUCUGUGGAGAAAAUGUAUAAGACAUCGCAAGAUUUUUCUCAGAGUCAAGCCUCAAAGGAUUUACCUAAUCAUACCAGCUUAGACUCAUUGUCAUUGAAGGCUCAAGGAGACACUCGGACUGAUAAACAUUUUACAAGUGUGUCUUCUGUUGAGAGUGGAUUGAAAUCACUGGACAUGAAGAGCAAAUUUAGUGUUGAGAGCAACAUAGGGGUUAACCAGAGAGGGUACAUUAAGAAAAGUCAGUCUCUAGGAAGUAGACUGUUCCAGGAAGGCAGGGUGUCUGCAGGCAAUGACACCGAGGAUGAGACCGAUCUGGAGCUUUCUUGUGAGGGUUUCCAUGACCACAAGGGGUUGGCAGAGCCAGAUCCCAGCAAGGAUCAAGGACUGAGCCCACCAGAUGAGUAUCAAGAGAACCCCACCUUGGAGUCUUUCCGAUUAAGUCCUGACUGUGUCAAUUAUGAAUCAAUUUUCUCUAUUGGAGACCCACAACAUUCGGAGAAGGAAGGCCAUGGAAAUUCUGAUACUCCAUUAUCUGGCGAAUGUCCUGGUGAUUCUGGUGACCAUACACCUCGUACCCCACCCCUGAUUGUAAAAUCAUCUUCUUUGCCCAACAUUGGUGCCUCUACACCCACUUCUGGAAGGUGUUCACCUUUCAGACAUGUAGCACUGCAGUCAAGAUCUUCUGAGGAUCUACAUAUUUUAGACAUGAGGCGAAGAGAGAUAUCAGUUAAUGAAUCUGUAGGGCAGGCAACACAAGAGCAAGUAAAAAAUGAUGGCUUUGAUAAAGCUGAGAAAAAUACUUUAAAAAAUUCAGUUGAUUAUGGUUAUGAUUCCUAUAGUUAUUCUGGUUUAGCAAAAGAGUGGAUAAUGCCAGUUACAGACGAGGUAAAUCCAGUGAAAAACCUUCAAGGAGAAUCCUCAGUUCACUGGUGGGAUCAAUUGCCAAGCAAGGAUUUUAAGAUGAAGCGAAUUGCUGAGUGGGUUAAUGAUCUUCAACUUUGCAGCCCUCUGGAGGAAACAAAUGAAUCAUCGCAAUCUGAUGACCAAGUGAAGAGAGACCCCAAUAUCCUAAACAAUUUGACUGCUGCAAAGAUUGAUGGUAAGAUCACUCCUGGCAUGGAAGCUGCUAAAAAAUAUAUUUCUUCUUUGAGUGCCAUAACCACCACAGCUCAUCUGGCAAAUCAUGGAUUGGUUAUGAUCCCAUUUCUUUGUGCAUUUGCAAGCCUAAAAGUGCUCAAUCUCUCAGGAAAUGCCAUAGUGAAGAUAACUGCUGGUGCUCUUCCUCGAGGGCUUCAUAUGUUGAAUGUGUCAAAAAACAAUAUUUCAACUAUUGAAGGUUUGCGGGAACUUACUCGACUUCGUGUACUGGACCUGAGCUACAACCGAGUGCUCAGAAUUGGACACGGCCUAGCUUCUUGUUCCUCUCUAAAGGAGUUGUACUUGGCCGGAAAUAAAAUUAGUGAGGUCGAGGGUCUUCACCGCCUGUUAAAACUGAAUGUGCUCGAUCUGCGUUUCAACAAAAUCUCAACAGCCAAAUGUCUUGGCCAGCUUGCGGCCAACUACAAUUCCUUGCAAGCCAUCAGCUUGGAAGGAAACCCGGCCCAGAAAAAUGUUGGAGAUGAACAACUGAAGAAAUAUCUGCAAGGUCUUCUGCCACAUUUGGCUUACUUCAAUCGGUUGCCUCUCAAAGUCAGCAGUUUGAAGGAUGUCGCAGAACGGACAGUUCGGCUAGGCAUCAGUUCCCAUCAGGACCGUGUUGUUAGAUCAGAUCACAAGGCUGCAAGAAAAGUCAGCCAUGGUGUAGCCACCGCUCACAAGCCCUCGUCUUCAUCAACUCAUGCUCGCAAAAGUCAAGCAACAUUCUCACCAAAACGGUCCAAGGGCAGGCAUGGGCUCCUUCCCCCAAUGGGAACCAAAGCAACAACACAUAAUCGGCACCAUUAUUUUGACUCGAGUAACAAACUUCCCAACUUCAGGCCAGAUCUUUCUAUUCGCAGGAGUCAAAGUGAGGGAACUCUAGGAGCUCUCUGAGAUGUUUGGAUUUUACAAUAUGAUUCACAUGGUACUUGAGAUUUGGGUUUUUAUGUGUGUUUUAUUAAUCACUCCUGAUAUUUUAUAUUUCUCUCCCUUAUGAACAGACUGCCAUAUAAUAAGUUCAUUGUUUCAGAAUAA
Alnus glutinosa is the source of this 2858-nucleotide messenger RNA. RefSeq lists its product as uncharacterized. The transcript has 5 exons. The record is from RefSeq and is a predicted model, not a curated record. The coding region runs from base 621 to 2717 and encodes 698 amino acids. Gene Ontology annotation, cellular component: cytoplasm. Lineage: Eukaryota; Viridiplantae; Streptophyta; Magnoliopsida; Fagales; Betulaceae. Gene Ontology annotation, molecular function: protein kinase binding.